AUGUAUGAACUGCUUGAGCAGAUGGUAAUUGGAAGAAUCUUCCAACUCCAGGCUGACCUAUGUGACCUCUCCGUUGCUUCCAGAAACUGGAAAGUAUCCAAGGCCAAUCCCUGGUACCGCUUCAGACCGUUCCUCUUGGCACAGAUGAGCCCUGUUUUACAAAGAGCUGGGAUUGAAGUUGAUGAAAAAGGAGCUGAGGCAGUGAUGGAAACCCUGUUAGAAACGACUGCUGAUUCCAUGCCUCCCCAUCAUCCGAAUAGACCAGCCACGUCAUUCAUGAUCUAUGAAGAAACCUCUGGAAUGCUUCUAUUUCGGGGCAGGGUGGUGAACCCAGCUCUCCUACGAUUUCAGACACGUGUGAGUACAUGGUGCUCCAGGAGACGCCGGACCCGAGGUAGCUGAACCCACAUGGGUUAUUGGCACCUGGCGGCAGAAGAGAGUGUCCCCCUCGUCCUCUGCUGGUCUGAGCCAUCCUCAGA
Molecule: messenger RNA, 479 nt
Organism: Acinonyx jubatus (cheetah)
Lineage: Eukaryota; Metazoa; Chordata; Mammalia; Carnivora; Felidae
Product: protein Z-dependent protease inhibitor-like
Exons: 3
Coding region: 1-402 (133 amino acids)
Source: RefSeq, a predicted model, not a curated record